AUGAGUCUCAGGGCUGGAUCGGGUCAUUUCCCAUCAAUCAGUUUUCUUAUUCGUGAAAGCCAACUGGCGCUUCACCACAAGGCCCUUCGGAACACAAAGAAUACAAGCAACGCAAAGGAUCACAUUAAAUUGAUGCACGUGGAUCACCCACUGGCAAUUUUGGCGGAGACUAGUGCUACCGAUAAGUCGAAGGCGGACGCGGAGACCACCGCCCAGGCCGUACUGGACUUGACACAUACUUCCAAGAAAGUAGCUACUACUACAGCACCGACAGGAACUACGUCUACUGAGGUUGAUCUAGCACUAAGGACCCCUUCAAAAAGGUUCUUUCGCGCGGACGAAAAGACGGUGAACGUGUUGACCUCCAAGUUCCUACUCUCUUAA
Messenger RNA from Phytophthora nicotianae INRA-310, 384 nucleotides. RefSeq lists its product as hypothetical. The record is from RefSeq and is a predicted model, not a curated record. NCBI's taxonomy places the organism in Eukaryota, Oomycota, Peronosporomycetes, Peronosporales, Peronosporaceae. The transcript has a single exon. Bases 1 to 384 code for a protein of 127 amino acids.